Pistacia vera is the source of this 1724-nucleotide messenger RNA. Its product is annotated as TSL-kinase interacting protein 1. The record is from RefSeq and is a predicted model, not a curated record. Lineage: Eukaryota; Viridiplantae; Streptophyta; Magnoliopsida; Sapindales; Anacardiaceae. The transcript is spliced from 8 exons. Gene Ontology annotation, biological process: pattern specification process. The coding region runs from base 68 to 1504 and encodes 478 amino acids. Gene Ontology annotation, cellular component: nucleus. Gene Ontology annotation, molecular function: chromatin binding.
ACACACUCUCUCGCUCUCGCUCUCUCUCUCUCUCUCAGUGGCGCUUCGAUUAAGAGACUGAACUGCCAUGACAUCUUCUAGAAAGCGAAGGGGGAAGGUAGUUGGGGCUCCUGGAGAGCAGAAUAUGGGUAUAGUUGCCACUGGAGUCAUGAAACCUGCAAAGAGAACUAAUGUGCAGUGCCAUAAAACAACAGGGAAACGUGAUGAUUUUUCAGUUGAAAAUGAUGAGAAUUGUUCACCUACUGGCUCAGCUGUAGCUGUGAGUCUGCAACAUCCAGGAAAAGGUGCAUGCCUCUUUGAAACAACUAAAAAACUACCUGCACUUGACCUCUAUCCAGAACAAAUACUUCAUCUGUCCACGAAGAUUAAGUUGCAGCUUUUUCCCCUGGAUGAAGGCACUCGCAUAGGAUUGGAAAAGGAUGGAUUUCAUCCAUAUUUGGAACUAACUCUAAGCAAGCGGAAGAAGAUAUCUUCUGUACUUAAGCAUCUUAAUAGCAAAUGGGGUGAUUCAAAUAUUGCGAUUGGGGAACCCAUACUUUUCCCGUACAAUGUGGUGGAAAAUUUUGCAAGUUACAGAUGGACAAUGAAUGACAUCGACAUCAGUGCAGGAGAUGUCUAUACAGCUAUUGGAGCUCCUGCCGUUUUCCGAUUAAGGUAUGCCUGGUCCUCCAAUACUGAAGCUUCAACCUCUGAAAUUCCUUGUACAUCAACUUCAACAGGGGGUUCAUUAAAAGCUGAAGUACAGCAAGGUUGCAGCCCUAACGUGGCAAAUACAUAUGGCAAAGUAAAAGAAAUAGAAGCAACAAGUGAAGAAUAUGAACAUAGUACUGGACAUGGAGCAACAACUGCAGUGCUGGCUGAGAACAUGCCUUUUGAUAGACCAAUAGAUCCUGAGGACACUGAAGUGAGGAUCGAUGGCAAUGUUGGGCAAUCAUCUUUGCUGUGGGCUGAUAGCCUAAGUAACAUAAGCAUAGGAGGCUUGCUGUCUGAAGCAUCCUUGCAGGGCAGAUUCAAUGCUUGUGACGCGAAAUUGAACGGGAUCAAUUCAGGCUUGCAGCCAUCUCAACUGAUUUGUGAUUCAUUUGAUGCUUUUCUUGCUGGCCAAAUGAGUCACUCUCAAGGUCCAAGGCCUCCACCUCCACCUUCUCAUGACUCACAUUCAUCUAUUUUGGAUGCUGAAGACACAUGUCAUGCAUUUGCAUUUCAAAAAUUCUCUUCCUCGGAGAAAGAAUCUAAGUCAUGCAGUCAGGGUGCUGGUCCUAAGUCGUUCAAAUUCCCAAGUGUGACAGAGGCCAAUGCAAAACCCGCGCUUUCACAGGGCAAUGCUUGUCAAGAAUCUGAGGCAGACUUGCAGUUUCGUUCCCGGGUAUACAACGAUGAAAGCAGCCUUGGUCUAUCAGGCAUCAAAUGGACAGACUCUUUGGGGCCCUUCGACCUCGGCUUAUCAUCCUCGAGAAAGAUUAUCAGCGGAGACAAUAUUAGCAUGAGCGGCAUUGUUAAUUAGCAAUCUCAUCACUGUUGAAAGCUACUACUAUUUCUGGAGAUCGAAAGGCUCCUCCUUGAGACACAAACAUAAGAAACCUGAAAAUUCAUUUCAUCUCAUUGUUCAUAAUAAGAUAAGAGUUUGCUCUCUUUCUAGUUUUCUUUCUCGGAUUUUUCACCAUUAAGAUCCCUACAAAACAGCACACGUUAUAAAACCAAAGUAAAACAUAUCAGAAAAUUUA